Exaiptasia diaphana is the source of this 2639-nucleotide messenger RNA. RefSeq lists its product as uncharacterized. The transcript is spliced from 2 exons. The record is from RefSeq and is a predicted model, not a curated record. Gene Ontology annotation, molecular function: protein serine/threonine phosphatase activity. The coding region runs from base 51 to 2306 and encodes 751 amino acids. Gene Ontology annotation, biological process: protein dephosphorylation. Lineage: Eukaryota; Metazoa; Cnidaria; Anthozoa; Actiniaria; Aiptasiidae.
ACAUUCAAGCACAGUGUUUAUGGUCUUUAGGGGUGUUGUUUGGCUAAUGAAUGAACUCUGAGUUCAUGCAAAUCAAAAUGAGCCAAACCAAUGGGUCAUUUUCGGAGCAAACAUCGUCAGACCGCCGCGAUGAGGAUGUCGUGAUCGUCAAAAUGAAUAUGCCGCGAAGAUUUAAAGUCGCUCCAGGGAUUCCAACACAAUCCCAAGGAGACUUGAACACAACAAAAAGAUCCUUAAAUCUUAAUUUAGUACUUACCAAGCCAAACGAAGAAGAAUUGAAACGKAAUUCCGUGCAAGAUGAGUUUGCGACAGUGACMGUAAAUCUACUUUCUCGACCAAAACAACAACAAGAAGAGAGUGAACAGUCAGAGAACGCGGAUAAUGACAAGAACGAUAUCCGUGACGACGUUGACAUGCAAGAAGACGACGAAGACAGCUCUGAAAACGAGGAUAGCAAAGAACCAGAAGAAUACGAAGAAUCAGAUAGCGAAGAGUCGGAAAUUGAAACCAAGUCAGAUCUACGAACAAAGACAYCAAGUAGUGUCCAUAAUGUUUCUGUAGUUCCCUUGGUUUUGCCAAAUAUUUCAUUACCGUGCUCUAAGUGCUCAUCUUAUAUCAAUAUUUGUCAUGUAAGAAGUCAUAGAGACUUUCACACUGCCUUGCAAACUUUUAAAUUUGCGUCAAACUUCACGCCACAAAAUUUGAAAAUUUUAAUCAAAAGAAGAAAAACACUAAUAAAAAGGCUCCAAGAGUCAGUAAAACAUACAAAUGGGAAAGGAUUUGUGGACAAAAACUUACAAAAGAUAAACACAGCAUUUGAAGUUUUAAAAUCGGAACUGGAAGGCACUGGAAACACAUAUCGAGUGUUGGACACUGAUCUAAAUCCUCAAAUUAACAAGGUUUCCAACAUAGAGAUGUGCUGCACACUUGCUGUCGGACUGUGCGAAGAAAGCAACUCAAGAUGGAAAAACAUGGAGGAYACUCAUUCCUACGAAGAUCAGUUCCUCGAUGAUCCACCGUGCUGUUUYAUGGGUAUUUACGAUGGCUACUGUGGGAAUGUGACAGCCCAAAAGUGUGCAAAAUAUCUUCAUGUUUUUCUUAAGGACGAAUUACAAGAAACAGUUGUUAAAUUAAAGAAACAAUUAUCUAAAGAAUGCAUAAGUGCUGCAUUUAAGAGAGCUUAUCAUAAGUUCCAGAAAAUGUUGCUCRAAACGACUGAAGAUGARGAACARUCGCGRAGUCGYUGGAGCGGCUGCUCUGCUCUGACGUGUCUGUUGACAUCYGACGCAUGUUUUCUUGCUAACGCAGGCAAUGUUGGCGCGCUUCUAGUGCGAGAYAAAGGGAUUGUUAAAGUACUCGCCAGUAGGCAUGAUCUUUAUAACAAGAAAGAAAGAGAYAGGGUCCGUCGAUGCCAAGGCGUGAUUGUGAAAACAGAAAAAUGCGCCCUGAUAAAUGGCGCUCUAGGGACCACCAGAGGCCUUGGGAACAUAGGGGAUAUAAGAAUCAACCAGUGUAUUAUCAAUGAUCCAAAAUUUAAGCACGUGAAGCUUCUUGAUGGCGACCAGAUAAUCGUUCUUGCAUCCAGCGGACUGUGGAAGAUGUUUUCAUACGAAGAGACAUCAAUGCUAAUAUUUGGUUUCUUUAGGGAAAUCAAAAGGGACAUCCUCAAUGGAAUUGUUUAUGGGGAUCCGAUCCCAUGUCUCCUAGAAGACGGACAUCUUGCCAGUGAGUAUGAAGAUGUCUACGAAAGGUUAGACAACCGACAUUCCUACUUUGAACAGUUUCUUAAGCCAAAGAAGAUCACAGAACGUAGRUACACCACUGUAGGCUUUCGRAUGUACUCGAUUCAUACAAUCGAAGAAGAAGUCGAGCAAAAGCCAGUAAUUCACGUAUCAAUCAAGAUUCCACGCUGGAGCAAGAGAAUAGGAAGGCGUAUGAGUGACACGUGCUUGAGUUACCAUGGGGAAAGUCUCCAUGGUGAUGAACAACGAUGGGAAGAUGAUGAACAGUCAAGUGAAGAUAGUUUUGAGGAACUCGAGGGAAGAUGUUGUUUUAAGCGAAGGCAUUCCAUGCCAAACUCGGCAAGUCUCGUCAAGCUGCAUGGUUUGUUGAAAACUGAUUCACUUUUGACAAGAAAAGAUAAAGAGAAACUCUUAGCGAAGUAUUUAUCCAGGAGACUAGUGAARKCAUCAAUUUUAGCAGGUUCACUAGACAACAUCACAGUGUUUAUUGUUCUUCUACAAGGUUUUUCACUCGUCAACGUCCUUCUCAUAACGGAACAUUUACUAGAAGCACUUGACGACUAACGACCUCCUGAUACUUCCGGUUAAAGGGGACUACAACAUAUUCAGUAUAUUCUAUAAUGCGCUCAAUAUAGUGAUUCAUUUUGUAGAUUGCAGAGUUAAUUAUUCCUUUUAUUAACCCUAAAAUAGUUCUAGAAAGCGAUGCUGCACAUUCUUCAGUUUUUUAAACCAUCUUCCAGAUGCAACGCAUUUCUAAGAUCCACAAAGUAAUGCACACCAUAUUGCUUACAAAUGAUGAAAGUAUUCUCUUUCCUCAAGAUGUUGGUAUUUUCAAAGCUCCAACCAAUAAAAAAUUAAAAAAAAUAUAUGAAUAAAAAUGUUAAUCAAAACACGGAC